This is a messenger RNA of Pangasianodon hypophthalmus (striped catfish), 8697 nucleotides long. It is a transcript of the gene mylk4b, whose product is annotated as myosin light chain kinase family, member 4b. The record is from RefSeq and is a predicted model, not a curated record. Gene Ontology annotation, molecular function: ATP binding; protein serine/threonine kinase activity. Lineage: Eukaryota; Metazoa; Chordata; Actinopteri; Siluriformes; Pangasiidae. The coding region runs from base 1066 to 3006 and encodes 646 amino acids. The transcript has 14 exons. Gene Ontology annotation, biological process: positive regulation of apoptotic process; protein phosphorylation; intracellular signal transduction. Gene Ontology annotation, cellular component: cytoplasm; nucleus.
UAUCUGGAUCAGUUGGUUCUUCAGCAAUGUGUGGCUCUUUACUAUCAUCAAAUGUAUGAGAUGUACAGUCUAGAUCCAUAAUAUAUCCAAUUAUUAUUAUUAUUAUUAGUAGUAGUAGUAGUAGAGAGAAUUUCUCUAGAAUCUUUGUGUAUGGUAGACAGACAGACAGACAGAUAGAUAGAUAGAUAGAUAGAUAGAUAGAUAGAUUUAACACAAUACAUUUAAGAGGAUCCUAUAUUACAUUUGUAUUUUACUUGGUAAUCAGACUAUUUGGUGAUGAGUUUUAAAUGAUGGUGGGUGUAUUUGCAGUCUGUGCCCAUGUUGGUGUUCUAAUUAGUACACAUACAUGCAGCUCUCUUGACAUGAGUGAUUAGUAGAAUACCAGCUCUAGACGCUCUGGCCAGGCGUCACUCAAAUAGAUGAAGUGCCAUGCAUACCCAGCAGUGUGCGAGUGUGUGUGUGUGUGUGUGUGUUUAGUUUUGAAACUGCUGAAGUAAGAGUGUGAAAGAUCUUGGUUGUAUUAGCAGGUCUCUCCUGAUACCAUAUGAUACCUGCACUUGGUACUCAAGAUAUCCUAUAUAAUUAAGUAAUAGAAAAAAGAACCCAAAUGUUUGCUUUGGAUUUUGGCUGCUCCAUGAUGAUGAAUGUUCUCUGAGUGUGUGCCAUCAGUAUUUGUGAAUUAGAUUUUCACUUUGGCCUUUAGUUUGAGUGUUGUAACCUAUAAUCCUUGGCAUUUAUAGAUACAUAAUUCAACUAGGGUCCUGACUGGCAGUGUUUAAUCCGGGUCAAGAAUGUAGAAAUUUACAAUAUAUCAGUUUGUACAGAUUUGUGUGUGUGUGUGUGUGUGUGUGUGUGUGCGUGUGUGUGUGUUUGCAUUUGGAUGUGUGAAUUUAAGUGCAAAUGUGCAAGUGAGAGGAAUGACUGAGCACAUUAAGUGCUGCGUCUAAUGUUAAAGGAUACACUGGGUCCUCUUCACCACCUUGCGUUUCCUCAGAGCCAGAGUUCCACCUGUCUGACACUUGUCUCUGUGACUGACACAUUCUCUGCUCCUUAUAGAGAGGAGGCAUGAGGGUGGGUUCACUUCUGUCUCCCUUUCAGAAUCUGUGGCUUGGCUGCACCGUUGAUGUCAACAACCAGACUACUGUUAACGUAGAGCUGAAAAAGUGGGAGAUAGGGACACAUAGGGGAUUAAAAGUGUCAUUAAAGUGGAGUUUGUGCACAGACGGAGGCUCGGACUUGGGCCCCAUGUUUGUGACUUUGGUUACCAUGGAGAACUUCUUGCGUGAUAAGGACGUUUGGAUUGUGGGUAGUGUGUGCUUAGUUGUAUCCAUUUUAUGGAGGAAGUUUUGGAGUUUAUUCACCCACAAGAGGAAACAAGAUAAAUCAGCAGGAAGCACAUCACUUUACUCACAGCUGAAAGAGAAGGAAUGUAAGGAGAAGCCAAAUGUGUGCUUAAAGGUGUCGAAAUCCCAGAAGAAGAAACCUCCAGAUGCAACAGGUGCAGCCAAGGAUGACUUGGAAAAGGUACAAAUGCUCAAUCAACAGAACACAAGCCUUUUCCAUGGCAAUGCUGAAACCGAUGCUAGCACAACAGGACUUCUGGACUUUAUCCAAGAUGAGAAAGAAGCACAAACUGAGAAAAAAGAUAAAGAAGAACUGCAAACAGGGGAGAAAAAAGAGGACAGUACGGAAGAUAAAGAUAUUCUCAUACAAUCCAGGUUGAAUGAGAAAGUAGAGACAAACAACGAGGAAGAGAAUCAGAGAAUAGAAAAAGAAGAUGGCUUGAGUGUCCCUGAGGUGCCGUCUUUAAUCCUGUCUAGCUGUGAGUUUAGUCAAGACCAGGAAGUCCCCCAGGAAAGCGAUAAUGAACACAUAGAGUUGAUUGCCAGUACUAAGAGACGAGUCGAGAAUCUGGAGAAAGAUGAUCUCAAAAAAAGCAGAGUGGAGGAAAGGUCAGAAGAGGUGGAAAAAAGUGAGGAAGAAAAGAAGCCUGGAGUGGGAGCAUCAGAGGUGGAACCAAAGAAACCUGAGGAGGAGAGGAAAGAAGUAGAUUCAGUGCCUGAAGAAUACAUCAUAGAUUGCUCACCUCCUCCUCCAGCACCCUUUGAGCACCGUGUGGUGACAACCAAAACCCAACAUAUAGCUACCUAUUAUACCAUCAACAGAGAGGAAGUGCUUGGAGGUGGGCGCUUUGGAAUUGUCCAUAAGUGUGUGGAGAAUUCUUCUGGUCUCACACUGGCAGCUAAGAUCAUCAAAACCAGGAAUCAGAAGGAGAAGGAAGUGGUAAAAAGUGAGAUUGAGGUUAUGAACCAGCUGAACCAUGCUAGCCUCAUCCAGCUUUAUGCUGCUUAUGAGUCUCGCAAUGAUAUCACUCUCGUCAUGGAGUAUGUCGAGGGAGGAGAAUUAUUUGAUCGCAUCAUCGAUGAGAAUUACAAUUUGACUGAAUUGGACACAGUGCUGUUAAUCAGACAGAUAACAGAAGGGCUACAAUACAUGCACAAGAUGUACAUACUGCACCUCGACCUGAAGCCAGAAAAUAUACUGUGUGUGAGUCGAGAAACAAAUAAAAUCAAGAUCAUUGACUUUGGUCUGGCCAGAAGAUAUAAACCAAGGGAGAAGCUCAGAGUGAAUUUUGGCACACCUGAGUUCCUUGCACCUGAGGUGAUCAACUAUGAGUUUGUCUCCUUCCCAACAGAUAUGUGGAGCUUAGGAGUCAUUACAUACAUGCUGCUAAGCGGUCUCUCUCCUUUCCUGGGUGAUGAUGACAAUGAGACACUGAAUAACAUCCUAGAAUGUAAGUGGAACUUUGAAGAGGCAGAGUUUGCCGAUAUCUCUGAUGAAGCCAAAGACUUCAUAACACGUCUGCUCAUUAAGAGCAAGAGUUGGCGAAUGAGUGCAUCUCAGUCACUGAAACAUCCCUGGCUGUCUGAUCAAACACUUCACUAUCGUCUGCAUCAGAAAAGGAACAAGUGCCACUCCACAAACGCUCCUCCACCAGAGAGCUAAAACAGAAAUCUUCUUCACCCAUGUGAAGAACUGGACCAACAAAACUGCACCUGAAUGGCCACCAGCUGCUAUACAACAAUGAAUAUCCAUUUCAUAACCAGUAAAAGUAGGCUACAACACAAUACUAAUUCUUCUUUGUAACAAUACCUGAACAACAGGAGGUAGCUUUACAGUCCUCCACUUGCAAUGCACAACUCUACUGUUAUACAUAAUUCAUCUUUUACUAAUCAAGUCUUAUUUCUGUCACUGUUUUUGUUGUUUGAUAUUUAUACUGACAUAAAAAUGAUUAAUUUUUGUUUUUAAAUAUAUCAUUAUAUAACAAUGUACUGUAGACUUGAUAUGCUUGAAUACAUGAUAUACAUGAUUACUUUCACUCCAUGGCACAAAUCCAGCAACCACCUCAAGUUUCUUGUUUCUAUAUGGGAAAAACAUGGCUUUUGGAUAAUAUUGUUAGCAGUUACAAAAUGUAUGUAAUAUAAAACACUUAAUUUAGAAAUUUAGAGGUAUUUCAUCAACAAGAACAACCAGUUACACAGUUCUCCACUUGUAUGUACCCGAAAGUAGCUGAUAGGCCAAGAUAUGUUUGGGGUGUAAAAUUAGCUUCUUUCAUUUUACACUGAAGAUUUUUUUUUUUUCAACUUACUUUUUUUUUAUUGUGCAAUGCUUUCUUACAAAGCAUGUACACUGUUCACAUAAGGUACAUAACAUUACACUGAAGAUUAAAGUAGCUACAUGCUGUAAUAAUACAAAUAUUGAAUUAAAGUGGAAAGUUGGUGGCUAUUGUUAUGUACAGUUCAAGAUGACACAGUUAAAUUUGCACUGACAGACUACUUCUGCUAUAUAACAGAAACAUUUGCUUUUGAAUGCCAUUAUUUGUUAGCUACAAUUGCCUCCAGUGUAAAAUAAAAGAAAGGUAACUUUACACCCAAAAAUGUUUAUAGAUUAGAACUAUACUGUCAUACUGUUUUCUCAACCACAUUGAGAAGUCCAUGUGACAUUACUGAAUAACUAGAAGCAGUUUAAGGCAGAGGUGUACAAGAAGGAUGGGUUAGAGAUUACUUGCCAGCUAAUUUAGACUUGUAGCUCCAGUACAAAACUAAACAAGCACAUGACUUGGCUGAACAACCACAUACAGUUGGGGUCACAAGUUUACAUAUGCCUUGCAGAAUCUGUAAAAUGUUAAUUUUUUUUAACAAAAUAAGAGGGAUCAUACACAUUGCAGUUUGUUUUUUAUUUAGUGCUGCCCUGAAUAAGCUAUUUCACACACAACUAUUACAAAAGGUGGAACUGACUCUCAAGAAGGCAACACGAUACAUUAAGAGCCGAGGGGGUGUAAAGUUUUGAAUAUGAUGAUGAUAAAAUUGUUAUUAUUUUAUCUUCUGGGAAACAUGUAAAUAUCUUAGGUAGCUUCUGAAGGGCAGUACUAAUGAAAAAAAAAAAAAAAGAUCUUUAAACAAAAUAAAAACAAUUUACACCAAUCAUCCUGUUCAAAAGUUUACACCCCCCGGCUCUUAAUGUAUCGUUUUGCCUUCUCAAGCAUCAGUGAAUGUUUGCACCUUUUGUAAUAGUGUAAUUUUGUAAGAGUCCCUCAGUUGUCCUCAGUGUGAAAAGAUAGAUCUCAACAUCAUAUAGCCACUGUUAGAAAGGGGUCAAAUAUCAGGUCAAGUGGCUUUAUUGUCAUUUCAACCAUGUACAGCUAGUACAAUACACAGUGAAAUGAAACAACCUUCUUCCAGGACCAUGACGUUACAUAAAACAGCACAGAACUACAUGAUACUCCACAUUAGUACAUUUUCUGAAGAACAGUGGGCAGUUUAACUGCUUAGGACAAACAAGGGACUCAAGACUAUCACAAAACAUAAAAAAAGUCAUUGAUCAUCAGAUAACAACACACAGUAUUAAGAAUCAAACAUAUGUAAACUUUUGAACUGGUUCCUUUGUGUAAAUUCAGUUAUUAUUUUGUCUCGUGGACUACAUGUAUACAUCUGUUAUGUGAAAUAGCUUAUUCAGGGCAGUACUAAAUAAAAAACAAAACGCAAUUUUUAUGAUCCCUCUUAUUUAAAUUAUUAACAUUUUGCAGAUUCUAUAAGGCAUAUGUAAACUUAUGACCCCAACUGUACUUUCAUUAGAAAUUGUGUAAAGUGUAAAUUGUGUAAGAGUUUUUUAUAACUAUCUGAGAUUAGGAUGCUGCUGCACAUUUUCCUCCUCCCUCUCUGCUGGGUAUUUAACUCACCUUCCAUGAAGGCAAACCCAACAGUAAACUACCUUUUGUUUUAUAUUUAGUGGAAUCUUUUUUUCAGUUAUUUCUGCUUUGUAUCCUAAACUUACUUGAAGUUCAACAUUUUAACAUUAUUGUGUAUUAAUAAUAUUAGUUAUGAAUCCUAAUCAGGUGGGAAUAUGGCAGUGCUCAAAACUAAUGCACAUAUUUCUCUUGGAUGAAUAUUAUGGAACAGAAUUGUUAAGACGCAUGCUGAGUGUGUUUAAAAUUAUUAGAUAUUUUUUGUAGAUAUGUUGAUGAAAUGUUUCAUGCUACUGAUUCCUUUGCCUGCAUUGUCAUAGUCAAAGUCUUUUUCUGCCCGGUUUGUCCUAUGUUUGAACUGUUUUUGUUUAUGUCACUAUAUUAAAUGAAAAAAUAAACUAAAUAAUGCAAUAGUUACAGUUCUAUAUAAUUACAGAGUUUGUUGUGUUGUGUUUCCAAGGCUAAUAUUAAUGCUACAGGUUAAUGUUCUUAUGUACAAGUACGAGUCUUAUGUUAUAGGUUAAACAAAUCACAUUACUCUUGUAUAGACCAUUGUUCUGUAUUUCUCUGAUUAUUUCAAGCAAACAGACACAUGGUUGUAUUAUGUUCUCUUUCAUAUUGUGCUUGAUAGUCCAGUAUUACAGACAACUGAUAAAGCCUGUGGCACAUUGUCGAUAGGGACAGGGGCCAUAUAUCAGCCGUUCAACAAAUAUUAAUCUUUCAUAAAGUCCUCAUACAUGACUCCAUACAUGUUAAUUCCAUUGAAAUACUUAUUGCUUCAUUUGAGUGACCAACGAUUUAAAAAAAUGUUGUUAUUUGACUGGUAUAAGGUGAUAUAUUUGCUAAUUUUUCUAGAUGUUGUGCAAUUGUGGGGCAGCCUGCUCACUGCCCCAUUUAGCUUCCAAAGAGUAAUUAAUGUGCCUAGUGGUCAAAAAUGGAAACUCCAACAAGCCCAUUGGGGAAGGAAUUACACUGCGCCAUGCCCCAGGUACAGACACGACAGUUAACGACAGGGUUGACAGACUGGACUAGUUUAAAAAUACUCUGCGGCCAUCAAGAUCCUGUUUUAUAGCCAUUAAUCUGAAUCUACAAAAAAAAAAUCUAAUAAAGUGCAUAGACAGUGUGUCUAUGAUUAACAGAACCAUUUCUACUGUAAGAUAUAUUGCAAAGAUUGGGAGAGGGAAAGGGGGAUUAUUAUGGAGUGGAUAACAUCCAUAUGUCAGAGAUGGAUGUGCACCAUGGUGAUCUUUGGUCUCUCUUUUCCAACGCUGAAUUUUUUGAGCUAGUUUCAACUCUUUUGUGUGGAUUUUGAGAUGUAGUUGGACUGGAAAUGUGGCUGAAACCUGACAACCCUGGUUAAUGAUAAGCUUUACUGUGUUCGUCAUACAAAUGGGAAACACACCUGCUGUAACAAACACAGUUGAACAAACAUAUGUUUAAAACCACACAAAACAAGCUGCAAGACUGUGUGUUGUAUGAGUCUAUGUUCUUGACUUAAUUGUCUGUUAUAGAGUCACUCUAAAAAUUCGCUAUAUAGUAGCUUAUAGCAUAAGUCAAAAGUGAAAACCUCUUGACAUAAAUUUGUUUGAGGCAAUGUCGUUAUUAACAUCAUCACCAAAAUCUAUGGUCACAAGCCACUGCUGGGUGAAGCACAAUUCACAGCAAUCAAGAAAUAGCCUUUGCUGUUUCUCACCAGGAAGCCUCACCACUGGAUUUUACCAUAAUCUACCAAAUGCUGUACUCGGAGAUGUGACCCAGGUUUAAGUUUGUAUAAUUUAGCGUAUAGAAAUAUGCUGUUGGUUGGAUGCCCUUGAAGUACACUUAGCUUGGACAGCUCCAGUAACAGUAUAGGCCAUCACGCACACUUCACUCAUCAGAUACAGACCUGUUAAUCCAGAGAAACACUUGUAGCUCAGCCAGUUGAAGAUGUUUAUCUGACACUACCUCUAAACUCUGUAAUCAAUUACCAGAGUACUUUAGGAACACCAGCUCAUCUGUGUUUUUAAAUCCAGCUAAACUUGUUAAACCUGUCCCAGUUUGCUAGCACAUACUUGACUGUUGUUAUCAUUACUUAAUCCUCAGACAUUUACAUAUACUUAACCCAUUAAUUUGCCUUUUAAGUCUGGUUCUUCUUAACGAUUAUUCCUCAUGUCGUCUCAGAAAGUUCUUCUUUACCACUGUCACCUCUGGUUUACUCAUUAGGGAAGUCAGGAACUAAUGGUAGUUAAACUGCAUGUGCACGGUUUUGUGUUUAUUGUUUAUUUACUUAUUUAUUUACUUAUUUAUUUGCACUUUUCCACACACACGCCUGCAUGAUCUGUUAGCCAUUUUAGACUGUAUUAGCUCACAGAAGUGGUGAAGAUUGGUUCGGUCUGGUUCAUCUGGUUUAUAAUCUCAAGUAAUUGUCUGUAAGGGCCAAUAAUAAAUGGCCUCAGAAGUCAUGUUAGACCGGGUGUAUUCACAGAGUUGCUGUCAGAGAGGUGUGAAUAAGGAGUGUUGGCAAGAAUAGAAGCCAGGAGGAAGUCACCAGCCUGAAUCAUCCUGGCUGGAUGCAAAGGAUUCACAUUUAUAGAUUUACUCCGUUUUCCUGUUUAUAACCAGUUAAAGUUCUCAGUUCUCGUGAAGUUGAAUUGUGUGAAUUGAGUGAAAUGCAGUCAUACUAGUGGGAAAAAAAACCUAAAAUACAAUACACAACGGUAAUGCUCUUCACUAGUAUCAUGCAGUAAACGUAGCACACUGAAAAACAGCAUGAUCUAUUUAAUGAAAAACAAUCAGCUUCAUUUCACUGUGCGAUACAAACAGUCAACAGCAAAAAUACACACACACACACACACACACUGUCCACUUUAUUAAGGACACCAGGUGAUUUUUCUUCCUGGCAGUUCAAACCUAUCUGGCCAUUUUCCUCUGACCUCUCUUAUCAACAAGGCAUUUCUACUCACUAGAACUGUCACUCACUGGAUAUUUUUGUUUUUUGUCCUAUUCUAUGUAAACUCUAAAGACUCUAAAGUCACAGAGAUCACACUUUUUCUUCACUCUGAUGUGUGAUGUGAACAUUAACUGAAGCUCUUGGCCUGUAUCUGCAUGAUUUUAUGUAUUGCACUGCUGCCACAUGAUUGACUGAUUGGAUAACUGCAUGAAUGUGCAGGUGUACAGGUGUUCCUAACAAUGGCAUUAACAUUGAAGGAAAGGGUAGAGAUGGUGCUCCUUGGUACUUCUUGGUACUCUCAGUGGUUCCUGACUUUUAAGACACCGUGUACAUCUGGAUUUCUGUAAAGCGGUUCUGUGUCAAUAUUUGCUAUACAAAUAAAACUGAAUUGAAUUGCCUGUAAUUGCAUGAUCAUGUCAUUAUCUUGGUGAACAAAACGUGUAAGAAUCAUAAACUUUUGUUGGUCACAGAGCUUAUUUUCUGCAAUCAUCCAAAAGCCAAUGGAAAAAUCCUGUUGGCUUUU